Cucurbitaria berberidis CBS 394.84 is the source of this 3537-nucleotide messenger RNA. RefSeq names its product P-loop containing nucleoside triphosphate hydrolase protein. The transcript has 2 exons. Gene Ontology annotation, biological process: transmembrane transport. Lineage: Eukaryota; Fungi; Ascomycota; Dothideomycetes; Pleosporales; Cucurbitariaceae. Gene Ontology annotation, molecular function: ATP binding; ATP hydrolysis activity; ABC-type peptide transporter activity. The record is from RefSeq and is a predicted model, not a curated record. Gene Ontology annotation, cellular component: fungal-type vacuole; membrane. The coding region runs from base 115 to 3516 and encodes 1133 amino acids.
CUAAAAUGCGGCAACACUUUCAUUACCCUAUACAGGGUACUAAAAAGCAAUAUUAAAGUUAUAAUAUUCUAGUUACUAGCUACUAGCAUUACCAAAUACAUUGCCCCAUAUGCCAUGUACCACCUACUCGGGUUCCUAGAAAAUCCCAGUAAUUCCAUUAUGCACCCCUUUCUUUGGGUAGCUCUACUUUUUGGUGGGCUAAUGGCGCGAUUAAUUUCCUACCAACAGUACAUAUUUACUAGCACGCGGCUGUUGGUGCGAGUUGAUAUGCUACUUAUUCAAGAAAUUUAUCGAGCAGCACUAAGAUCCUAUCAAUUCUCAGCGCAUAACAAUUAUGUGGAAAAGGGAACCGAGACAUUAAACCGACCGGAUCUGGUUACAUUGGUUUCCUACAACGUCGACGCUAUCGAUUCUGCGAGAGAUAUAUUCUACGUUGCCACGGCUGGCACGCUCUCGACAUUGAUUGCGAUGACGUUCCUCUACCACCUCCUCGGCUGGCCCUCUUUAAUCGGCGUUCUGACUCUGAUCCUACUUACUCCCCUCCCAGCUCUUCUAUCACAACGCAUGUCCCGCAUCCAACAGACCGUUCUGCGUGCGACUGACUCCCGUCUUUCCACAAUUUCCGAGUUCCUUCAAUCAAUCCGCACGGUCAAAUAUCUUGGUUGGGAGAGAGCUGUUGAGAAGAAAGUGAACGACAUUCGAGCGAUAGAGCAGGAGCGUCUCUGGAAGCGUAAUUUCCAUUCUGCGGUUAUUUCCAUGGCCGGGGACCUUCUCCCACUCUCCACCCUUUUGGUUAUGUUUUCUGUCUUUGUGCUGUUCACAAACCAGCCCCUACGUGCGCCCGAAGCCUUUACUUCACUCACAAUUGUGGAGACGCUCCGGUCUCAAUUUGUAUGGCUGGCUAAUGUUAGCCGCUGGGCUGCCCAGGGAAUGGAGUCUCUACGUCGCGUCGAUCGCUUUUUAGAGUCCGCCGUUGAGCUAAAGCGUCAUCCGGCAGGCCCACCCAUGUUCAACAACGCCACGUUCCACCCGACACCAGUCGCCGUUUUUAAGUUGCAGAAUUUAUCCAUCGCUUUCCGAGAGAAGUCGCUUAACGUUGUAACUGGCCACACCGGAAGCGGCAAGUCUGCCCUCUUGCUCUCGCUGCUUGGCGAGACUGUGCUUGUAGCCGGAUCCGCGAGCUGUCCCUCCGAUGUCUCGUACGUACCGCAGACUGCCUGGCUGCAAAACGACAGCAUUCGUCAAAAUAUCCUUUUCUACAGUCAUUUCAACAAGGCUAGGUACGAUGCUGUUAUCGAUGCAUGUGCUCUGCUCCCUGAUUUCCGCACCUUCCCGUCUGGUGACGAGACACACGUUGGCGAACGGGGAUCUAGUCUCUCUGGUGGACAACGACAGCGCAUUAGUCUUGCAAGAGCUGUAUACUCGUGCACCGAGACACUCUUGCUAGAUGACGUAUUUUCGGCUCUGGACACACAUACGACAAAUUUCGUAUACGAGAGGUGCUUCCGGUCAGGUUUGCUAGCAGGAAGAACCGUCAUUCUGGUUACCCAUUUACCAGCAGCCAUCCAGGACGCAAGCCUGGUCGUCACAAUGCAACAUGGGGCUGUGUCAGAGAUUGUUGAAGCAGCGCAGCAACUUAGGAUACCUGCUAAGGUAUCAUUGGAGGAGACGGGAAGCGAUGAGGAUCCAGCUUCGCAUAUUAUGGCAAUUCCAGAAGAGGGUCAAGAGUUGGAUCAUGUCACAUCGGACAAUACGUCUGUACUUCAAGGCUCCCCACAGAAGAUCCAGAAGGAAGCGACAGCAGAGGGCCGCAUUCCACGCACAUUGGUUUGGAAAUACCUUGUUCUUUUCGGAGGGAAGCGACACGCCUUCCUCGCCAUUCUGAGCGCCUUGAUUGUUCAAAUAGCAUUCUUCUCCAUUACCUACUGGCUAUCAAUCUGGACUUCGUCGUCGCCCAAGGAGGAUAACGCCGCAGUAGCAACUUCCUCUGGCCACCGUCCGAACUUUUACCUCGCCAUAUAUUGUGGAACCGUUUUAAUCUUCCUGACUUUGCAGUUCACUAACAAUAUCAUUUACCAAGUCGGUGCUUGGCGUGCCGCCCGCUCGCUUCACGCUAGUAUGCUUUCCUCACUUCUGCAUGCUCCCCUCUCUUUUUACACCUUCAAUCCCAUCGGCAGAUGUUUGAACCGUUUCGGGCUAGACACGCAAUCACUGGACACUGUCCUUGUCGACUGGCUUCGGCAAACUCUAGACAACGGCCUCCGCUUCUUUCUUCGCAUACUGGGCGUAGCAUCAAUUUUGCCAAUAUUUGCCGCCCCAGCGGCCGCAAUCUGCGGUCUUGGUUUCGCAGUUGGUGAGGCGUACACUCGAGCACAGGUUGGUGUUAAGAGACUAUGUGCUGUGAGCUACUCACCGAUAGUCACGCACUUCGGGGAUACGCUGGCCGGUCUAAGCAUUAUCAGGGCACGCACUGCCCACCCGGGUAUCUUCCAGUCUAUGCUAGCAUCCUACGUCGCAGAGCGAACACGUGCAUGCGAAGCUCAGUACAACCUCAACCGAUGGGUCUCCGUCCGGUCUGAUCUUUGUGCCGCCGCUGUGAGUAUGGCAGCGGGAGCUGUAGCGCUCUGGAAAUCGAACUCCGGUGUCUCACCAGGCCUGGUAGGCUUUUCCUUGACAAAUGCCAUCGGAUUAAGCCAGACGAUCUUGACCUUGGUACGGAACAUGAACGAGUUGGAGGUGGAGAUGAAUAGUUUUCAACGUGUGUCCGAAUACGCACACAUUGCUCCUGAAGAUGCGAAAAGGUUGCCUCUUGGCUCCGAACUAGUGUUACCGCCAUCUACGGGUAAAAUAGAUUUCCACAACGUCACGGCCAGAUAUACAGAAGCCGGGCCGCCUAUCCUGUCGGACCUCACACUUUCUAUCCGACCCGGCACCCGUAUUGCCGUUGUAGGCCGUACUGGUAGUGGCAAGUCGACCCUCGCUCUCUCCCUCCUUCGCUUCACACAACUGUCUAAGGGCACCAUCACUAUCGAUGAUAUCUCAAUCCAGGACAUAGGCCUGGAGACAUUACGCAGAGACCUGGUGACCAUGAUCCCGCAAGAUGCGAUCCUUUUCGAAGGCUCGAUACGCGAGAACCUCGAUCCCUUCAGCUCUCACAGCGACGCGGAGCUGCAAAGUGCAUUGGACGCUUGCAGCAAUAUAUCCACAUCGCCGUCUGCCGCCACAAACCAGUUGCUUCGCCUCGGAACUGCAAUUCACCCGCAUGGUGCGAAUCUAAGCCAUGGCCAGCGCCAGAUCUUGUCGCUUGCGCGUGCGCUAGUGCGACCCUCCCGGAUAAUGCUGCUAGAUGAGUCCACGGCGAGCGUGGAUAGCGCGACCGAAGCCCGUAUGCAAGUCAUCAUGGGCGAGCAGUUUCGUGGCCGCACGGUAGUGGCUAUAUGUCAUCGGCUAAGAGGAGUCGUGGGGGGCUUCUUUGAUCAAGUCCUCGUUUUGGGGAACGGAGAAGUUAAGGAGUAAGUAUAUCUUUUUCCUUUCGUU